AUGCCGCGUAAGCCUUCAACACCGCUCAAGGUGAAGAAGAACCUCCUAUUUGACGUUAAAAUCCGACAGUCAUGGAACAAAUACAACCUCUACAACCUGGCUCGACAGAUGCCCUACUCAGGGAGAUCUCAUAACUUUUUCAAGCAAAAAUGGAUGUCAAAAUCCCUAGCACGCAACUAUCACGGCGAACACAUCCGCGAGAAACAGUGGCUGCGGAUGUUUGACAGGAGGAUUCGGUCCGUGGUACCUAUGGAUGCAGAGUAUUUGGCCUCCAAUGAUGGUGCGCUGGAAUCUGCAGGGCGUGGCUCAGGCUUGGAGGCAAGAGGGAAGCAAAAGACCACAACAGCGAUACCUUACAUGCAAAUGACCUUCGCACCGAUGGAGCGGAGAUUGGACACAGCCAUCUUUAGAGCCAUGUUUGCCAGCAGCGCUCGUCAAGCCAGGCAAUUUGUCGUACAUGGAGCGGUGAAGGUCAAUGGCAAGCAGAUGCGAUACCCGGGAUAUUUGCUUAAUCCUGGAGAUAUGUUCCAGGUUGAACCGGAGCGAGUCAUGUGGGCAACAGGAGCCCCCAAAAUCCCGCUAAAGGCGACCAAGAGCGAAGAAGGUGCAGACGAAGGUAGCACGGAAGAGAUAUCGGCAGAAUCUGCCGGAGAGGAACACGCCUCGCAACAAGCGGCUGAAGAGGAUGUUGAUGUUGAUAAAGACCCGCGUGAGGUGCUGAAAGACUUACGGGCCAAAGCAAAGAGCAUCCUCGCUACAUCAAAACGAGAUAUUGGGGCGAAGCGGAAGCAGGAUCUGCGCGCGUUUUCGGUAGCUGUCAAAAAGCUGCUGUCACGAUCCUCUUCAUCGACAAUCCUCACAGACAGUCUUGAGGCCCAAUUUGCUGAAAUCCAACACCAGCUAAACAUCCGGAAAGAAAACCGUGACUCCGGUGCAAGCAGCCUACCUUCCGCUCAAGACGACAAGGAAUCGUCCUCGGGACCAGAACCAAAGACAGGAACUGCUGCCGAUGUGGCAGCGGCCGAAGUUGAGCAGGAGACCGUCCUGACUGACGCCGAUUACAAUGAACUCUACGCUGCACUUCGCUCCAUGCACGAGAACCCCGUUGAUGACUCAAAGCCCUAUGCUACGCCAUGGAUGCCACGGGAAUAUAUGAGUGCAUUUGCUUUCAUUCCCCGCUUCCUCGAAGUCAACCACAAUAUCUGCGCUGCAGUAUAUCUGAGGCACCCUGUUGCAAGACCGGGUUUGGCCGAAGUACCCAGUCCUUACCAAGCUGAUAUUCAUAGUACAGCUUUUGCGUGGUACCUGAGAAGGCGGUAA
This is a messenger RNA of Fonsecaea nubica, 1320 nucleotides long. RefSeq lists its product as hypothetical. The transcript is spliced from 3 exons. The record is from RefSeq and is a predicted model, not a curated record. Gene Ontology annotation, cellular component: mitochondrial small ribosomal subunit. Bases 1 to 1320 code for a protein of 439 amino acids. Gene Ontology annotation, biological process: positive regulation of translational fidelity. Gene Ontology annotation, molecular function: structural constituent of ribosome; rRNA binding. Lineage: Eukaryota; Fungi; Ascomycota; Eurotiomycetes; Chaetothyriales; Herpotrichiellaceae.